Messenger RNA from Exaiptasia diaphana, 13513 nucleotides. RefSeq names its product DNA-dependent protein kinase catalytic subunit. Gene Ontology annotation, cellular component: nucleus. Gene Ontology annotation, molecular function: DNA-dependent protein kinase activity; protein binding. Gene Ontology annotation, biological process: double-strand break repair via nonhomologous end joining; telomere maintenance; intrinsic apoptotic signaling pathway in response to DNA damage. The record is from RefSeq and is a predicted model, not a curated record. Lineage: Eukaryota; Metazoa; Cnidaria; Anthozoa; Actiniaria; Aiptasiidae.
GUUGUUGGCGGGAACACCAGAAAUGAAUGAUAAAAUUUAUUUUCCUGGAUAAUAGCUUUAGCGUGCAGGCCAGCAAUCAUGGUGGACACUGUGAGUCGAUGUCUGCGUCGAAUGCACGAUGUCUUACCCAUGAAUUCACCGCAUCGUGGAAUCGACUGCCUCAACCUUGCUGUCGAUUUGAGCACAUUUUGCUUGCAAAGUGUCUCCACGUCUGACUUGGCAUUCUGUUCAUCAGUGCUUUUCAACAAGAGUAAUGGGAUUAUCACCUUUCUUCACAGUACUGUAGGAAAUACUGAGUUCUCAGACUGCAAAACUGAAAUUUUGAAGUUUCUCAAGUCCUACGUACAAAAGCUGGAAAGUUUUGUGAACCCAUAUGCAAUAGAUCUCAAGGAUAUUUGUGUCAAAAUGUUUUCACUUGAACAAACAAGUAAGGUCAAAGUGGAAACAUUCCCACUUUUGAUUCAGCUUUUAGAGACAAAGCUUGAACAGGCAGUAGUGGAGGAUUUAGAGCUGCCAAAGUUAAUUGAUAAAUAUUUCAAUUCUUGUAUGCAGUCAUCAAAGCAACAGUCAACAGUUCGGCACUGGAUCUACACCACCAUGGGUAUAUUUGCAGAGAGGUUUCCUGAACAUAUGGUUGCUCAUUCAGACAGAUURAUGUCAAUUUUUGUCAAUAUUCUAAAAUCAGAGAUGAUCAACAAAAAGGCCAAGAAACCUGACAUGACUGUGAUUGGUGGCUGCUUAAAAGGCUUGACAUCUCUACUGGUCAACUUUACACAAACUGUCCACGAAGGAUCACGAUAUGCUAAAGAUGUUUACAGUUUGACAAGAAUGGCUAUCACUCCACAGGUUGAGUUGUCUAGAUAUGAAGUUCCAAAAGCUGGUUUGAACCUUUUUUCAAGACAUGCUGGCCAACUUAUUGAUUUAAUGGCCCAAGAUUAUCAAGCCUUKUAUGACAGCUUUUACCGCUGGUGUUGUCAUCAAAACAGAGAAGUUAGAUAUGCUGGUUUAGCAGCAAUUGAUUCAUUCCUAAAAGAGGUUUCCCAGUAUGUCUACAGUAAAGCAUCUCAAGAUAGUGACAAAAUAAUUGAAUGCAAGAACAUUUUUAAGUACUUUAUAAAAAUGUUUAGAAGCAUUCUUGAUACCAAUUCAAGUGACACACAACAGAUAACUGUAGCAAUAAAAGGUUAUGGCUAUUUUGCUAAGUGUUGCAAACUAUUUUUGAAAAGUGAGGAUGUGAAAUUCAUGUUCACUGAAAUAAUGCAAAGAAGUGAGCAAAUCUAUCUCAGCCAAGGUGAAUUAAAAGAGGAUCGAGUCAACCAACUUCCCAACUACAUYGCAGCAUUAUCUUAUAUUAUUGAAGAACUUGAUGAACUCACUGAUGGAUUCUGCUUCUCACUUGAAAGAUUAACUAUUAUACUAUUUGAGAACUUCCCUAAGUUUAACAAMGGUGCCAGAUAUGUUUGCUGCCAAUCCAUUGUUAAGCUUCUGUUCGAUAUAUCCUCUAAAGGCAGUGUAUUGAAGCACCUACUGUCACAAAUUGUGUACCAUGGCCUGAUAAGAACCUGUUCGCAUCCAGUUCUCAUAGAGCAGGAUACGGAUAUGGACUAUGAGGCAGGAAUGAUUCCUUCAAAGACCAACGUCUCUUACAAAGAUUUUCUUUACCUGUGGGAGAAUUUGCUGGACAAACAGUAUUCCAGUAUGUCUGCUGUCAAGUCAGAGAAACAUCAAGCUUUACAUGAGAUGAUCUACAAUGAACUAAUUGAAGCUAUUUUACGGAUAAUUCAUAAAUUAGACCUCACAUCUCAUAAGGGAGAUGAGUCAAACAUUCAGAGUCAAUCUGGUCAGGACUCUUCAGCACAAAGCGAAGCCAUUUCAUCAUCAGACCCUGUUGCUGGAUUACAACCAAGAGUGCACAAAGAUGUAUUAAUUCUUAUUAACCUUGUGGAGUUUUGCAAGGCUAUUUUACCACGUUGUCGCAUCAGUUCUUUUGAGCAAUGGAUUUACGUGUUUGGAAGGGAUAUCAUCAUUAUGUCAAGCAGAUUCCCAGUAAUCAGUGGAUUUUACAAACUCUUACAAGUCUGUAUGAAGCUUUGCAAAGACCUGAAGUAUUUCAAGGAUAUCAAAAAUGAGAGCCAGAAAACCACUGAUGAUAUGGAUAUUGAGUUUCAAGAUUUCUCCGAUUGCACAAACUGCUUUAUAUUAUUCAGAAAGUUUACAAAAGAGGUGCUUGUUAGAAUGAAGCARUUUAAGGAUGAUCUCCUCUCUUCUUGUCUUGAACUUGUUUUGUCYCUUCCUCAUGAAAUUGUUGUUAUGGAAAUAUCUCAAAUUGUCCCGGCUCUGAAGCAAACAUUUCAUCUUGGUCUUAGUUAUCCUCCCCUGGCACAAGUCGGUCUUGAUACACUUGAGUCUUGGAUCAGAAACCUUCGAGAUGURCUAGCUCCUCAUUUCAAAGAUAUUCUGCCAUGCUUUGAUGGGUACUUGAAGAGUAUUAGUGAAACAGGAGAGCAAAAGGCCAGUGACGAAAACAAGAAGACUGUUACCAUGACUUCAAGAACAACAAGRGGCAGAAAAAUUUCUGUGAAAUUGYUGAAUUCAUCAAAGGGGGAAGAUGAGAAAAAAGAUGGACUGCUGGUCAAAAUACGUCACCAGAUGUUGCAUCUACUUGGUAGCCUAGGAGGGUGUGUCAACAUGUGCUUGUUAGGGACAGAUAAUGCUGUUGACCCUGCAUGUGUAGUAGCAUGGGACACUGUUAAUCAUCUAUCCUUUGCUGUACCUUUCCAAGACAUGAAGCCCACUAUAUAUCUUGAUCCCUUUUUGCCAAGAGUAGUUGAGCUUGCCACAACCUCUUGUGAUCGGCAAACCAAGGUUGCUGCAUGUGAACUUCUUCAUUCUUUGGUGUUAUUUAUUUUGGGAAAAGGAGUUACUCAGCCAGGUGGAAAUUCCAAAAGUCCAAUGGAGAAACUAUGGAAGAAAAUCAUUCCUGCUGUCCUCCGGUUAGCAUGUGAUGUAGAAAUGGUAGCAAAGCAGCUUUUUCAACCUCUUGUGUCCCAGUUGAUUCAUUGGUUUACUAACAAUAGAAAGUAUGAGAGCCCUGAGACUAUGGCUUUACUGGAGGCACUUUUGGAUGGUGUAGUUCACCCUACUGAUACAGCACUAAGAGACUUUACUGCCCAAUGGCUUUGUGAAUUUGUCCGUUGGUCCAUCAAACAAACAACACAAACGAAUUUGUCUAAAAGCCCUUACAAUAUCAAGUCCUUAUUAAAGCGGUUGUACAGCCUGGCUUCACAUCCAAGCUCUUCAAAACGACUUGGCGCAGCUUUAGCUUUUAAUAACAUUUACACAGUGUUCAGAGAGGAGUCUUCUCUUGUUGACAUAUUUGUUCUUGAAAUCCUGGUCAACUAUUUAGAAAGUCUAGCAAUGGCUCAUGGGGAUGAACAAGCGCAAGGGACUCAAGAACAGUGCAAGCAGGUUAUAGCACACUUAGAGANUAUUCUGCCAUGCUUUGAUGGGUACUUGAAGAGUAUUAGUGAAACAGGAGAGCAAAAGGCCAUUGACGAAAACAAGAAGACUGUUACCAUGACUUCAAGAACAACAAGRGGCAGAAAAAUUUCUGUGAAAUUGYUGAAUUCAUCAAAGGGGGAAGAUGAGACAAAAGAUGGACUGCUGGUCAAAAUACGUCACCAGAUGUUGCAUCUACUUGGUAGCCUAGGAGGGUGUGUCAACAUGUGCUUGUUAGGGACAGAUAAUGCUGUUGACCCUGCAUGUGUAGUAGCAUGGGACACUGUUAAUCAUCUAUCCUUUGCUGUACCUUUCCAAGACAUGAAGCCCACUAUAUAUCUUGAUCCCUUUUUGCCAAGAGUAGUUGAGCUUGCCACAACCUCUUGUGAUCGGCAAACCAAGGUUGCUGCAUGUGAACUUCUUCAUUCUUUGGUGUUAUUUAUUUUGGGAAAAGGAGUUACUCAGCCAGGUGGAAAUUCCAAAAGUCCAAUGGAGAAACUAUGGAAGAAAAUCAUUCCUGCUGUCCUCCGGUUAGCAUGUGAUGUAGAAAUGGUAGCAAAGCAGCUUUUUCAACCUCUUGUGUCCCAGUUGAUUCAUUGGUUUACUAACAAUAGAAAGUAUGAGAGCCCUGAGACUAUGGCUUUACUGGAGGCACUUUUGGAUGGUGUAGUUCACCCUACUGAUACAGCACUAAGAGACUUUACUGCCCAAUGGCUUUGUGAAUUUGUCCGUUGGUCCAUCAAACAAACAACACAAACGAAUUUGUCUAAAAGCCCUUACAAUAUCAAGUCCUUAUUAAAGCGGUUGUACAGCCUGGCUUCACAUCCAAGCUCUUCAAAACGACUUGGCGCAGCUUUAGCUUUUAAUAACAUUUACACAGUGUUCAGAGAGGAGUCWUCUCUUGUUGACAUAUUUGUUCUUGAAAUCCUGGUCAACUAUUUAGAAAGUYUAGCAAUGGCUCAUGGGGAUGAACAAGCGCAAGGGACUCAAGAACAGUGCAAGCAGGUUAUAGCACACUUAGAGAGAAUAAUCAAAGUGAAGGCUGCCUCGCUGAACAAGGAAAAUCCUCGUAGGAGAGUACCCAGGGGUUUAAAGGGAGUUGAAGACAGUGGAAAUUGCAUGACUUUGAGUCACAUGCUACCUUGGCUAAUCAAACAAUGUGGAAAACCUCAGACGGAAUGUAGACAUCAAUGUAUGCGACUUGUGUGUCAGUUUGCUCCAUUACUGCCAGGAACUGCAUCUGCUUCAUUUUGGAUGAAAGAAACACAUAAAGAGAGGCCCUCCUAUUUUGUUUAUAGAUUCGAGGGAGGUGGUGGUGGCAARAAUGGUAUCCUUGCAUUUCCAACUCUUAAAGACAUGGGUUGUGCGUUUUCUUUGAAAGAUGCUUUACUGUGGUAUGGCUUCCUUCUUGCCUCUCUUGACUGCUAUACAUGGGCAUUGGGAGAACAGCUUCUAUCACCAAAAGAUGUUUUUGAUGGUUCGUUACCUGACUCCAAGUACACAAGYAAACUCUUCACGUCUCUACAACACUUCUUGUCCGACCUUGCCAUGUUUGGGAUUCAAGCAGCUAGUGACUGCUUUGAAAGUACCAGUCAAGGAGAUCAGGGAAAUAAUAUUUUUAGCCCUAAAGAAAUUGAUAAGUACAACAGAGCAAAAUGCACUGUUAUUGUAAGAACAAUGAACUUCUUAACUGUUCUUCUUCAAGCUCAUGCUCAGGAAGCUUUAAAGUAUGUUCCUGCUGAGUUUUGGAGUGAGCAYUUUUUCAAUACUCUACUCAGCUGUAUUUURGAACCAGCAGCUGUUGGUUUUAAUGUUGGWGAUGUUGARGUYAUUGAGAAUCURCCAGACCAGACAAAAGGUGUUUGUAUUGCUCUGAAGAACUGGCUGCCAAGUACUUCAUUAUCAUUGUUUAAAGAUUGUUUGGUCAGAAAGCUUUCUCUGGGAAGUCAUUGUAAUCUACUAGAACAACUACCAAUUCCUUUGUCAGGCUGCGAAGAAUAUAACAUUGAUCACUUACAUCUGACUCAUCUAGUGAAUGGCUACCAGCAGUUAUUAGAGGCUGGCCUACUUAUUGAUGCUUUAAAAGCACAGAGUCAUGAUGAUAAAUUGUCUGCUAAGACAUGUGGAACAAGAAUCUUUAAGUCWGUCUACAGUAGUAUCCAAACAGCAAGCRUGAGCAAUACUGACAAUAUUCUUCUUACACCGGCUUCUCAACAACUAGCUUUGAAGCUCUUAGAGUUUUCAUUGCUUCUAGGUUUGCAGGAUGGGACUUUAGAAAUGUGCAUCCUGGAAUCACCAUCAAGUGCUGGUAAAGACAAAUCAGAGUUUGGAAUUACAUUCUAUAGAACAUUCAGCUCUGUUCUCAAUAUUUAUUUUGUCAAAAAUAAAUCAAAUAUCUCAAGUUUGGUAAAGCUCUGCACAAAGCAUUCAAAACUGGUGUGUACAAUUCUUAAUGCUAUAAUGGAACAAGUUCAACAAGAGAAGACACUUCGUGGCAGGUAUGCUUCCAGUACAGUGGCAUGUGUUCUGAAGUCAUGGAGUUCUAUCCUUAACUUGUGGACAUCUUCAAACUCAAUUGACUUGAAAUAUUCAUUGCUGGAACUCCUGAGAAAAGUUCUUGUUCUUGACUCAAAUUUUUUAUCUGAAGCAAGAAGCUCUGGUUUUGAGGCUGUCCUUAAAAUGUACUCCUCGCUUUUGACUGACAAAUCCUUUCCCCUAGCUUUUAAGAGUCGUGGUCUUGAACUCCUACCAUAUUUCACAAGAAUGCCAGAAAAUCACCUUUCUUCUCUGAAGUCUGCCCUUGAUACAAUGGUGGCAACCUGUUUUCCUCUGAGAUCUGAUGAAUUUAUAGUUGGCAGUCCAAACUACAAUGACUACAUUUCAGCUUUUGAUAAGAUUCUUACAGCUUUAAUUUCUUCUGGAAGUUUGCUUCUUUUGAAACUCUUGACGAGCAUAAUGUGCCGAGAGGAAGUCCACAUUUAUGAAGAUGAAAUCCAGUCAGCCCUUGUGGCAUUUAUAACAAGACUACAUCCAUCUCCAKUCCAAGCCAAACAAGCCAUUGAUGUUUGCUUUGAGGUUUUUGUCAAUGAKCGUGAUCACCUCAACCAGACACGCCGCUCAGCAGCAAUGCGCAUGUGUGURCCAUUGCUCUGCCARACUUCCAAGAAAACACUACUGGACUUUUUCAGUUUUCACAUWAAAACAAUCAUGGGUAUUGUAGAAGCAAAGGCUCUUAAGCCAAGUGACCCAGUGUUUGAAGAUCAGCUCAUAUCCAAACUGUGCUGUUUUAAACUUAUUGAAGUUCUGUAUACUCGACUGAACAAAGAGGAAAUAAACAAUCCACAGUCUGUUAUUAAUCGAGCAUACUGUGUGGAYGCUAAGACUGGUAAAGAGUUAACAAUGGCUAUCACAAAGUGUGCGCAUUCAGUAAAAAGUGAGAACAUGUGUGGAGAAACAGUUUURCUUGAUCUACGCAGGCAGCUUCAUUGCUAUGCGUAUAAUGCCUUGGCAGCACUUAUAUCAUGCACUCAGACUGAUCAGAAAUUUUAUACUGGAUUUUUGUUCACUGAAAAUACAAUCAAAGGUCAAUUUCUGUUGGACAACCUUGUUGACUGUCAAAGAAAAUAUGAAUUUGAAACUGUGUUAUCAGCACCAAUUACCCGUAAAAAACAGAUGAUGGCAAUUCGAACAGAUUCCAAAUCUCAUAAUAGGCAAGAAUCCUCUUCAUCAGGUCGUUCUCUGCAUUACAUGUCUUCACAAUACCUUGCAGACAGUAGUCUGAGUGAAGAAGUCAGUCAAUUUGACUUUUCUACGCCGAUACAGGCAUUUGCAGCUACAGAUAUCACUGAUGCUGCUCCAGUGGAGAAACAGGAGGGCACAAAGGAAGAAGAAGAGGCACGUGAAUCAGUGGAAGAAACAGUUGAGAUGGAYGAACUAAACCAGCAUGAAUGCAUGGGAAAAUUAUGUGCUAUCAUCAAACAUCUCAGUAAAGAUGGACCAUCGUCAGAAAAGGAAAUGCCAGCUUGGAUGAAGGCACUGCACUCUAAAUUCACUAACUAUGAUACCCAUGUYAAUGUCAAGUUAUUUAUUACCAAAGUAAUCAUCAAUGAAGCUAUGAUAUUCCAACCUUUCUCCAACGCAGUCGACACAACCAAGUACAUAACUUGUGUACACAAGCUACAGCUCCACUUUCCACCAAUUGUAGAUAAGUUCAUGAAUCGUAUUCUGUUUAUUCUACCAACGGUGCAUGGGAGUUUUAAGACUCUCUGCCUGGAAAUCAUCCUCUCUCGGGUUGGACAUACAUCGAAUAUUUUUCAAGAACUCAAAUCAAAAGGAUUGAAGGACAUGCUUGGUUUUAGAGAUGAGGAAAUGCACGUUGUACUUCUGAAAAUUAUCCAUGGUUUGCUGGAAAAGCUGUCGAUGAAUGACCUUCAGUACAUCAUGCCAUCCAUAACAGCCAUGUCAACCAGUAGUAGCGUGGUAUGCCGGGAACUCUUGUAUGACAUCCUUAUAUGGAUAUACGAUAUGUACAGAAAUGACCAAAUGUUUAGGGAGGAAGAAGGUGCCGAAGAAGUCCUUGCCUCAGCUAAAGAUUAUUUGUUGCAAGGUUUAAUCGACAAAAAUAAAGAAUUGCGACUAAAAAUGCAGAACUUUUGGAGCGACGAAACACGUCUUCCCAGCACCACCCUGGAGAGGCUUGUAGAUGUUCUAAGUGCUAUGUAUUCACCAAAUACAGAAUCACAGUACUUGAGCUACACGACCAACCUUAUACUGCAUCUUACCUCUGUCAGUCCUGAUUUCAACCGACUCAUUUUUGAGCAGCCUCUAUCAGAAUGCAAGUUUGAGGAUUACCCAAUUGACUACUCAUGGCACCAGAGGAACGCGAGCAUGACCCCCCUGUUCAUUGCUACACAGGGUUCUAUUGCUACAGGAAUGAGUCAGAGCCAGGGGGGUUCCAUGAUGGCUGGCAUGGUCAGAGCUACUCAAUCUCGCGUCUUUACUCCAACCCAAGAUAUGGAAAAAUCUCAAACAUUUGAUUGGCUCAAUCCAAGUAGUCAGGUUGAUGGGCAGCCUGUUCGUCCUUCAUUUGUGGUUGGGACAUCUGAGACCCAGUCCUCUCUCUUAUUUGUCAAAACUCCUGACCUUAAAAGAAAGUACAAGCAGGUACCACGUGACUUUGGUAGUAAGAGACUGGGAACCACACAGUCAAGCACACAAUCUGACCCACAAGAUUUAAACGAACAGCAAGAAAUCCUAAAACUGAAAAGACGAUUUCUGAAGAAUGACGCCAUUAGCAGGAACUUCUUUGCAAAACGAGAAAUGAUGAGAAAGAAAAUGCGAGAGGAAAUCAAAAGCCGUCAGCAGGCAUCACGUGAUAGUCACGUGGUCAUGUACCGGAAGUACCGUGUGGGAGAUCUCCCUGACAUUCAAAUAAAGCAUUCCGAGCUUAUUGCCCCUUUACAAGCUGUUGCCCAGAAUGACAGCAACAUUGCAAAGCUUUUGUUUUCAUCACUGGUGCAAGCYAUUUUCAAAGAAGCAGAGCAAGAAGGUGUGGAUAGCGUGCGCGAUAUACAAUCAGCACUAACAAACAUGGCGGAAUCCUCGACGCAAUAUUUUGCACCAUUCGUGUCUAGUAUACAGGGWAUUUGCUUCAAUCUCUCUAAGCUGUCCAUGAAGCCUUCAUUAGUUAGUAUUUCAUCGCUCACCAGCCUUCAACAACCCGUCGGGAUCAUGCUCCUUGAGAGACAACUUCUCACAAAUGUUGACGACGGAGCUAAAAAACCAAAACGAGCUCGAUUAGAAAGCAGAACAGACUCUGGAAACACCGAGACUUGGCUUGAACUUGCCAAGAUGUAUCGGUCAAUAGGAGAGUAUGAUGUUGUUCAGGGAAUUUUUAGUGAUCACAUUGGAACACAAGCUAUUACUAAGAAGGCAUUGGAAUGUGAAGCACGUGGAGACUACGCCCAGGCGCUCAAGUAUUAUAACCAGGCAAUGGCCUGUGAAGAAUGGACUAAUGGUGAACCAGUCCAGGAAGAAGAGGAUCUAUGGGAUGAUGCUAGACUUAAGUGUUUUGAUCAACUAUCUCAAUGGGAGAAUCUCGAAAAGUUUUCUUUAAUAAAUAUCGACGAUAACGAUCCGCCUGACCUGGAUAAAGUGUGGUCAGAUACAUUCUACCAGGAACAUUAUCUGCCAUUUUUGAUUAGAAGUAAACUAAAGCAGUGUUGUGAAGGUGGAGAUACUACUGUCUUGGGUCAGUUUAUGAAUCGAGCAUCACAAUUCGAGGAGAGACAAGCUUUCAUUGAAAGUCGCCAUAGUGAAGAUCUGGCUUUGCUGCAUAUCUUAAACAGUGACUACGACAGAGCAAGAUACUACGUGGCCAACUGUUUACAAGGAUUUCUAAUGGAUUGGGCGGGCCUUGAUUCAAUGAUGGUAGGAAGUCGCUUGGCAAAGUUACAAUCACUGCAGACAAUCACUGAAAUGAAGGAAUUCCUGGACUUCGUUGCCAAUGAAGAUAAUUUCAGCAGUGCGUUGCCACUCAAACAGCUCUUUGAAAAGUGGUUGUCAAGGUUUCCUGACCGAAAAUUCCAUCCAAUCAGCGUAUGGGAUGACGUCAUAACUAACAGAUGUGUUUUUAUGCAAAAGAUUCUUGACAGAUUUGACAGCACAUCUCAAUGGUCAGAAUCACUGGACUCUCAAGAUGGAAGUUCUGGCCUUAAAAAUGUCGAAAAUCAAGUGAGACGUCAAAAUGUCUUGUUCCACUUAGAAAUUGCAGAGGCUGCCAAGGAACAGUUAAACUUUCCAGUAUCAACAAAGCAUUUACGUCAAGCUUUGAAAGUGAUAAUGGAGGAUCUUAAAGACGAAAGUCUUCAUCUAAAGUGGACGCAUGCGUACACUUGUAUGCAGCACAAAAAAUCSCACACGCUUGCUGCGACAGAGUCAGUGGAAACUGCUAUAACAACCAUUGGUGAACUAGAAAAGUUUUCAGAUAACAGGGAACUUUUACGUAAUCCCGCAAUGGCCUUGCGUCACCAUCUACUGAAAAGUCGUACGUACGACAUCGUUUAUACAGCUAUUGAAAGUGAAGGCGACCAUGUCAUUGGAUCCCUAGAUGAUGUGCAUCGACAACAGCUCUCAACAAUGUGUGGUAAUGCAGAAUCAUCUGAGCAGAUUGUGAGUCAGUUGAUGAUUCGUUCCUUCACGUCCCUGCAAAAUGCCAUCAAAACAGCCAAGGGUAUUGAGGAACAAAAUGGACAGUCAAGCAGUAGUAUGRUAGAAGCCAUGAUGGUUAUGGUGAAGUUUUGUGAUUCUGUGUUGCGUAAAAGAGAAGACGACUUAGAGAAUGCUCCACAAAUUGAUGUCAAGCUAUUUCCUGGGAUCGUGGUGCGCUACGUCCUCAAAGCMAUGACAUAUUGUUCAGAAGAAGCACAAAGAAGAUUCCCUCGUUUGCUACARCUUGUGGAAAUCUAUCCUGACACUCUUAAUCCCUUCGUGAAAAAGGCGUCGAUUGUACCAUGUUGGAUGUUUAUUGGAUGGAUCAAUCARAUUGUUGCUUUAAUGGAUAAAAAGGAAGGACCUGCUGUACAUAAUAUUCUACACCAGCUGGCGACCCACUAUCCACAGGCUCUUUGUUUCCCUUUCAAAAUCAGUAGCGAACAGUUUAGUUUUGAAAACUCCAAAGUUGGAAAAGCCAACAAGGAGGCUGUSACCAGRCUUCRUUCUCUUCUUGAAAAUCAACUACUUGAUGAUUUCAUUGCCGCCUUGGAGCAACUCCAAAAUCCACAGCACGCUUUCAAAGACUGGUAUGACGAAAUGAAGCUGCGUUUCGACGAAGUUCAAAAAACUGGAGAUGGAAGUUUGGUUGUCAAAUGCUACAAGGACAUGUACAAAAGAUUACUGGACCAUAAAGCAGCUCAGAGGUCGGCCAGGGAAUCAAGGACUCAGAGUGGAGUUGAAUUAGGAGCAUAUAGAGUGAAAUUGGCCCAGAAAAUUGCGUCAGAUUUCGAGAAGUGUUUUGGAAGCGAUGGCAGCAAGUUGCUAGCAAUGAAAGCCAAGAACUUUGAUGAUAUUUAUCGAGGUAUUAAGCGAAAGAUAGACAAUUUGAAACUACCAGAACCUCGUGGUACCUUAAAGGAGUUUUCCCCAUGGCUAAACAACUUUCAGUCCAGCAACUAUACACAAAAACUCGAAAUACCUGGACAAUACACGGGUCGUUCAAAGCCGCUUCCUGAGUAUCAUGUCAAGAUUGAUAGUUUUGACGAAAGGGUUUUGACCAUGCCGUCCAUUCGGCGUCCUAAACGUAUCACUAUACGAGGGGACGAUGAAAAGGAGUACAUGUUUCUAGUCAAGGGAGGAGAGGACCUAAGAUUGGAUCAGCGAAUAGAGCAACUUUUUUGUGCAAUGAAUGACACCUUGAACGCUGAUCCCGCAUGCAAGAAACGUAGCCUGCGGCUUCGCACUUACGAGGUCAUUCCCAUGACUCCUCGGGUUGGUUUGAUUGAGUGGAUGACGAACACUAAACCACUCAAAUCCGUCCUUGAAGGUGAGAUGACAAGCACUGAACUACAGCAAUUCAAAAGACUUAUGCAAAUGCACGACAGCUGGAUCCAAAAGUACUGCAUCUCGUCUACACCUCAUAACCCAAAGGCAAGAUAUGGCGCAAUGUACAGCAAGGCAAGUCGAACGGAAACGGAAACUGAUUUUCUAAAGAAACAGGGGCAGGUGCCGGGGGAUAUAUUAAGGCGAGCCUUUACCAAGUUAGCUGCAUCUCCAGAAGCAUUUUUGACUCUCCGUUCACAUUUCGCUCGCACGCAUGCGUGUUUAUGUAUUUGUAAUUACUUGGUUGGGAUUGGAGACCGUCAUUUAUCUAAUCUAAUGAUUGAUACUGUAACUGGUGGGAUGGUAGGAAUUGAUUUUGGCCAUGCAUUUGGCUCAGCUACUCAGUUUUUACMAGCCCCUGAGCUGAUGCCGUUUCGUUUAACRCGACAAAUCGUCAAUCUUCUUCUUCCGUUGAAAGAAUCGGGUUUGCUUCGUAGCACGAUGAUUCAUACAMURCGUGCACUAAGAGAAAACCACGAACUACUCCUCAAUACAAUGGAUGUGUUUGUCAAAGAACCAUCGCUGGACUGGAAAGUAUAUGCUCGAAAACAAGCCGCUUCUCAAGGAAUAAAAGAAGAAGACGAAAAAGAUUCAGCGUGGUAUCCUAAAGAGAAGGUUAAGACAGCAAAAAAGAAGUUCCUUGGUGCAAAUCCUGCCUUCAUCACCAGGGACGACAUUCGUCUGGGACACGGUAAUAGAGGCAAGGAGUUCGAGGGGAUGAAAGCAGUUUGCCUUGGUGACAAGAAAGUCAAUAUACGAGCAAGAGUACCAGAAAAUGGUCUGACGGUAGAAACACAGGUGGACUGCUUAAUCGAUCAAGCCACAGAUCCUAACCUUCUCGGUCGAACCUAUGCUGGAUGGGAACCUUGGGUCUGAGUUGGGAAAWCCGCUUAUAUACUACAGACYUUAGUUUCRCUUCCURCAGYUUAUYGAAGAAAUGUUGUCACGUUUAAAAACGUAUAUCAGUUAAGGUAGGGCCGAAGAGUUGUAUGGGAUGCUAUUUAAUGAUAGGCAGGUUAUUCUAUGAUUUGUUUAUAAAACAAGAAUAUCAUACAUGUACAACUAAAUUGAAUUUUAUUAUCGUUAGUAUUUCAAUUAUAACUGGAUCAUUGAUCAAACACUUCUAUAAAUCUACUUGUUUUGAAUUUGUCAAAUAAUAAUUCUUGAGUACCUACAUCAAACAAUUGCACUUGUUUAAAAUACGAAAAAGUAAGUAUAAAAACGAGCCGUAGCCGAUCGAGCUCGAUAGCACAAUGUUUUCUCCACUUGAGUUAGUAUAUAGUAUUAUUAACACAUCGUUGCAAUGUAAUUAGAGCGAAAGCAGCGGUUUAGGACAAUAUCGUGUAUGCUAGUUAGAAAAAUACGUUCAAUAUUACGAUUGUACAUUUAAGAUGUACAGAUUAAUAAAUGCUUUAAUAAC